Molecule: messenger RNA, 1922 nt
Organism: Physcomitrium patens
Lineage: Eukaryota; Viridiplantae; Streptophyta; Bryopsida; Funariales; Funariaceae
Product: putative plastid-lipid-associated protein 2, chloroplastic
Source: RefSeq, a predicted model, not a curated record
AAGACUUGGCAGUCUGUAGCUUACUGCUCUUGCAAACAGUUCACACGAACAAGUGAGGCCAUGAGAAGUAUUCAAGCUUGGAGAAAAAUUACGUUGGAGCAUAAGAAGAGAAUCUGAGUUUGCUUGCGUCCACUGAAUGAAGUGCUUCGCAACGGUCGCUGCUGAGGGCAUAUAUUCAUUGCAGGUUUUGUUUUCCGAAUGCGGCAUUAAACCCUGCAGUUUGCUGGAUGAGUCAGAGUUUGACACGUGACUAGAGUAAGUCUUCUUAAUAUGAUAGAGUUUGCUGGAUGAGUCAGAGUUUGACGCGGUUUCCAAGGUUUGAGAUCGGAGCGGAAAACCUCUCCACCCGUGUCAAUCGUGUACUAUCGUGACGAUGGGUUCUUUGGCAACUGGCUCGGUGAGUGUUUUGGCUUUGCAAAAAGCGAAACAGUCUUCCCGAUAUGUGGAAAUGCAGACUGCAGUUUCAGCAGGUGUGACGAUAGUGAGAAAUUCCAAGUUUGGCAUCAACCUCCCACGCUUGACAGCAAACGGGUUAUCACCCUCUACCUCACUUAGAAUGUCCAGGAGGAGACGAUCCCCUGCCGUCUACUCGAAGGACAAGGAAGAGAAAGAUGAGUACUUCCAGAAUGUCUUGAACCUUCUGUGGGAGCAAUUUUCACGACCCGAGAAAGUACGUAAAGUCGAACGUGAGGAUACAACUGAACCCCCUGCCAGUGACGACAACCAAGAUGCUGAUGACAAGAACGAUGAGGAACAAAAAAGCUUCGACGCUGGGGACGAGGAGGAGGGUCAUCAAAACGAAGAGCACGGAGAGGAGAUAGUGGCAGACCACGACAACCAUCAACGGGAUGACUUGAAAAAGAGUCUAGCGAACGCGGUGUACGGUACCAAUUGGGGGAUGAAUGCCACUCGAGAGACGCAUGCUGCAAUUGCCGACAUCAUCACGCAGCUGGAGGCAGUCAAUCCAACCCCGGCACCAACAGAAAAUCUCGAAACCAUUAAUGGAAAAUGGAUCAUGGCGUACACGUCGGUAGAGGAGUUUCUUCCUUUUAUCGCUGCAAAAUACCUACCAUUGGUGAACAUCACCGAGAUCGCUCAAGACAUCGACGCAGACUCCCUUACUAUAGAUAACACCGUCUCUUUCACGGGCCCUUACAUGAAGACAACGUUCACCAAGUGCGCUUCAUUCGAUGUGCGCAGUCCAAAGCGUCUCCAGAUGAUGUAUGAGGAGAGCUUCAUCGCCACGUCCCAGGUAGACGAGGAGGUUGUCGACAACGGCCCCGAGAUGACGGAUUUCAUGGGUCACAAGAUCAAUCUCCGGGGCUUAAAAUCCCUGCUGCAGCCGAUCGAAGACGUGACCAAGCAGGUGACGAAACAAGCCGCGUCGCAUCCACCGCUCCGGAUCCCAUACCCAGCGAACACCGUGCAAAGCUGGCAGGUGAUCACGUACGUCGACGAUUGCGUGCGCAUUGCGCGCGUCGCGGGUGGCGGCGUCUUCGCACUCGUCAAGCCAGGAUCUGCCAUCGCCGAGCUCCUCGCAUCGACAACUCCGCCGCACCUUUGAAACCAACGCUCAUCGUCCGAACUCCAACGAUUAUAGUUUGAGAUAAACGCUUAUUAUUGCCUAAUAAACACUUACUAUGUUUCUUAAACCACGUGUAGCAUUCAUACUGUGGAGGUUCCGUUGGAGCUCUAUAGACUUGGGGUACCUAUAAUCUCACAAAAUUAAACAAGCUUGAAUUGGAAUAACUGUGAGAUUUUCAAUAGAGUAUUGCCUAUUAGAUUUUUGAAGGUAUUGUUUUGGUCACAAGUGCUUUCGAAGUUGAAUUGGGUUUUGAAUGUUUUCAUGAAGUAUUCUGGGGUCAUAGAGGUCUCAGUAGAUUUCAUAUUUUGUGGCCAUUAAUAAUACAUGGUUAUUGUAA